AUGUCUUUUCCAUUUCCGAGCCCACCGUCCAGCUCGAAAGACGACUCAAGCAGCCAACAUGUGCCACUCAAGAGGCAUCCUCCAGGCGUCGUUCUAGAUAAAGACGGCAAGCCCUGUCGAACUUGCACCUCCUCGGCAGAAUGGAUGGCGAUGAUGAAAGGAGCAACCGGCAAGAAACCCAGAGCCGCCGCCGCCGCCCCAAUCCCCGCCCCUGCAGCGGAUUGUCCACCAGACGUUGAAGAACUAGGUCGAUCUACUUGGACUCUAUUACACAGUAUCGCCGCGACAUAUCCCCCGACCGCCCCGCCAGAGACACAGUCCAUCAUGCAGCAGUUCCUAUCCACAUUUUCCAAAUUAUAUCCAUGUUGGGUAUGCGCAGAGGAUUUUCAAGAUUGGAUGGCACGGCCCGGGAAUGCGCCUAAAGUCAAGGGACAAGAUGAAUUGGGCAUGUGGAUGUGUCAGGCUCACAACGUCGUCAAUGUUAAACUGGGGAAGAAGGAGUUCGACUGCACGCUUUGGAAAGAAAGGUGGAAGGACGGUUGGAAGGACGGCCGCUGUGACUAA
Molecule: messenger RNA, 564 nt
Organism: Exophiala aquamarina CBS 119918
Lineage: Eukaryota; Fungi; Ascomycota; Eurotiomycetes; Chaetothyriales; Herpotrichiellaceae
Exons: 2
Coding region: 1-564 (187 amino acids)
Cellular component (GO): mitochondrion
Molecular function (GO): flavin adenine dinucleotide binding; flavin-dependent sulfhydryl oxidase activity
Source: RefSeq, a predicted model, not a curated record